AUGGACUUCGACUUUGACAAGUAUAUCAAGAAGAUGGAGGCACAUAACUACGAGGAGGAUGUCAACGACCAUGCUGAUAUCCGCGCAAAGAUCAGCCUUCACGAACCUCGGAACCUACAGAACCUCUUUGUCGUGAUACGUGAAGUCGACAAUAUGGGUGAUGUUGGUUCUGAGGUUCGUCUGCAUUUUAACAAGGAAAUGAUCCAUUGGAAUGCAGGGCGAAGAGGCACCGUCUGGUACAGCAAGCCUCCUGCUGUAUCGGGAGCCAUUCCCAUGACCCAUAUCACUCAGUACUUCCACGAGCACUCCGGUCAACUCGGCAAGAACGCUUGCUUCUAUGCUAAGCCUCGUCCGGGACUUGUUUUUACCUGCUGGGUGGUCAGAACGCAAUACACGACGCAUUGUCGAACCGACAAUGGCAAAGACAAGUACGGCGACGAUUGGGAAGAGUCAUUCCGCAGCCGAAUCGAGGAGGCUGACGACAUCACUGCUACCGAUAUGAUGCAGCAUAAAGACGAUGAGUUGGAAGGUUUUGUUAAGUAUGACAUUCUCGACAUAGGCAAGGGACUGCUCAAGCAUCCCAAGGAGAAGCCACUGCCGCGUUCAGGUCAGCUCCUGGUUCUACUACUCGGAAACAUGGUCUCCGGUUUCCCCAACUUGAUGACGCCUACUUCAGGUCAGCUCACGGGCACUAUGGGAUCAAUGUACCUGACCACGCCGGCGUCAACUUAUCCAAGGUCCCCAGUUACUCCGGGUCGCAUCGGUCCCCCAAGCACCCAGAAGCAAGGCGUGAUGUCCGCUACCGUGACGCCACCACCUCUCGCCUCUCUACACCGAGCACUCCAACCAAAGAGCGCUACUAGCCCUUUCAGACAUUCCAACUUUUAA
Alternaria burnsii is the source of this 888-nucleotide messenger RNA. RefSeq lists its product as uncharacterized. The coding region runs from base 1 to 888 and encodes 295 amino acids. The record is from RefSeq and is a predicted model, not a curated record. The transcript is spliced from 3 exons. NCBI's taxonomy places the organism in Eukaryota, Fungi, Ascomycota, Dothideomycetes, Pleosporales, Pleosporaceae.